AUGGGGAUGAUCCUGGGAGCAACCGGAGUGGCUCUCCUCAGUAUGCUAUCUUUCGUCCAGGCAUAUCCAUCCAAUAACUCCAAACAGUUCACUAAAACUCCAUUUUUUGUUUUGGCGGGUGAUAGCACAACAGCCACUCAAUCCUCGAACGGAGGAGGAUGGGGAGAUGGCUUUCUCAACACAACCCUUUUCAAAGGAGCCUCUGGUCACAAUUUUGGUCACAACGGGGCAACUACUGUCAGUUUUCGAGACGGAGGUGAUUGGGACAAGGUUUUAGCGACUGUUAGACAAGUUCGAGACGACUAUCAUCCAUUUGUGACAAUACAAUUUGGGCACAACGACCAAAAGCCAGCUGCAAACAUCUCACUAUCACAGUACACCAGCAAUCUUGAAAAAUUCGUGACUGAGGCUUUUGAUGCUGGGGCCACACCGAUUCUCGUCACUCCUCUCUCUCGGCGCAACUACGAUAACUCAACAGGAACACCGCGCAUCAUUAUGAGUCUCGCUAAUGAGACCAUGGCCACCAUCACUGCUGCCAAUCGCUCACAUGCUUCAUACAUUGACCUGAAUCAUGCUAGCACCCGGUAUCUCAGUGCAAUCGGGCCAGAGAAUGCUUUUACAUACAACCUCAUCCCAACAGACUAUACCCAUCUGAAUGUGCCGGGGAGCAUUGUGUUUGGGGGAAUUGUGGCGGAACUGAUUACCCAGAAAGUUGGCGCUUUGGAAAAGCUUGGAUAUAUGCGCGUGAAUGGUGGACUCAAGAAAGAUGUUGAUCAUGGGAUCUAUUACUGGCCUUAA
Penicillium vulpinum is the source of this 798-nucleotide messenger RNA. Its product is annotated as rhamnogalacturonan acetylesterase. The transcript has a single exon. Gene Ontology annotation, molecular function: hydrolase activity. The record is from RefSeq and is a predicted model, not a curated record. Lineage: Eukaryota; Fungi; Ascomycota; Eurotiomycetes; Eurotiales; Aspergillaceae. The coding region runs from base 1 to 798 and encodes 265 amino acids.